Molecule: messenger RNA, 1626 nt
Organism: Psilocybe cubensis
Lineage: Eukaryota; Fungi; Basidiomycota; Agaricomycetes; Agaricales; Agrocybaceae
Exons: 7
Coding region: 1-1626 (541 amino acids)
Source: RefSeq, a predicted model, not a curated record
AUGGCAUCAUCUCCCGAAAUUCUCCAGCCAGGACACCAUGAUAGCUUGAGGGCCGAAAAAUGGGACUCUAAUUUGGUCGAGCCUCGCAAAGAUCUUCCAUCCACUGUCAACUACGGAGCGAAAGCUAUAUCUAAUCAGACCAUCUCCCAUGUUGAACGCAAACUGGGUGAAACUGAAGUAUCUUACUUUUUGCCCUCCCGAGAGAGUGGCGUCAAUGAUAUGUACCUCCAUCUUGGUUGUCGGGCACCGUCCUAUAUGGUCGACAGAAGACGUGUCGGCGUUGUCUGGGCUAUCAUGCGGGUUAGGCAUCCCCUUCUAGCAUCAAAGGUCAAGAUGAACGAUUACGAGGAUAUUGUAUUCUCUUAUGACUUUCCUCAAUCUACAAACCAAGCCCUCGUAGAUGCGAACCAGGCACUUGAAUACAGGACUCAGUCGAAGGACGAUCUCAUUGACGCGUACUUGAACGGCCCACGUACAUUAUCAGACAGUCGUUUAUCAUACUUGAUUGUUUCAAGUGACGAUCCCACAGAAGAGAUAAAAAAGAGUUACGAUUUCUUAAUUUGCGCAACUCAUUUCUUGGGAGAUGGAAUGGCUCUGCAUCAAUUCGCCAAUGAUUUCUUCUUACUUCUGGGAAGCUCUCUGGAUCUUGUCGACUUGAACAAAAAACUCUUCUCCGAAUGGUCAGAAAGGUAUUCGAAGGGUCACGGCAAAGGCCAUACUCUUCCUUCGUCAAUGGAGGACAGAUUGACCUUACCGUCGAAAGGCUUUGCGCGUGCAGCUUCCCGCGUAGACUUUGAGAAGAAUCAACAAAAGCUUAUAGGAGGACACACAUUUCCGCGACAAUCAAAGGGACGAGUGCACACUGUCGUUCCGACAGUUUCGAUUGGCAGUGAAACCACUAAAAAGAUUCUAGCAAAUUGUAAACGGCGUGGUGUGACUAUAUCGAGCGCUCUAUUUGCUAUCUGCAACGUGGCCUGGCACAGGACUAAUUCGUCGAAUUUGGAACUGCCGAUGAUGAUGUAUUCAGCCCUCAACAUGCGUCCAAACUUAAUGGCAGACAAACGUCUAAACGACUCGUAUUGGUUCCUCGCCAUUGGCUACUUCAAUGUAGUUUUGCCGACUUUCUUUCCCCGUGAGGGUAACUUGGAGGGAACCUUUUGGUUUCGUGCACGUUCAGCGAAAAUCCAAAGUAUCAAAGCGGCCAAAAGUCCUUUGAACAUCUCUCGGUGCUAUCAGAUGGCAAAAGAACGAGGUCGACGGGCGCGUAUCUGGGCCAAAGAGGACGACGAUAAAUUAAAUGGAAGAUACAUCAGACCCCCACCUGCCCCUUCGAGUGCUUCACCUACUUCUUGCAAGCCCAACGUGCCAUCAAAUGCUCUGAUAGGGUUAUCUCUUCUUGGGAACCUGGAUGGCACGUACAAGCAUGCAGCGUAUCCUGAAAUCAAACUUCAUACCCUAACAACAGGCUCGCGCCAACGUUCUGGUGGAAUGCUUUUAUUUGGUUAUACGUUCGUAGAGAAGUUGUGGGUGAGUUUGGGUUAUGACGAAAAUGGGUUUGAGGAGGAUACCGUGAAGCGAUUCUGGAAGAAUGUGCUCGAAUCCAUUGACGAGUUUCUUUUGCGGUAG